GCCGCGGAGCUCGCGGCUGCUUCCCACCCGCCCCGGAAGCCGGCCAGUGCUGCAGGGACUCGGGGGGGUGUGGGAACCGGGCCGGGGCUCCGCCAUUUCCGGCGGGGGAGGGCUACGACUGAGGAAGGGAGGAGAGAGAGGCGGCUCAAGAUGGCGGCUCCCAGGGCCUCCCGCCCGAGCUCGUAAGCGGGGGCGCCUGGGCGAGCAGUCAGGGCGGCGGGACGCGCCGGCCUCCGGCUCCUCUGGCUGAGGCGCUCGGCGGCCCCGGGAGGGUCCCGAGCUGACGGGGUGAGCGGGAAGGAGGGAGCGAGCCGAGGGGAAGGAGGGUAGUUAAGAUGGCGGCCUCCAUGGAGCUCUCCACGGCGGCGUAGGGCGCUGCUUCUCCGUGAGGACCGCCCUGGUCGAAAGGGGGUGUGUGUGUGUGUGUGUCUGUCUGUCUGUCUGUCUGUGUGUGUCUGUGUGGGGGAAGAACCGGGGGCUUCCUUCCCGCCGGUGGCUUUCUCCCCCUGCACCCUUCCUCGGAACUAUGGCUUCGGCCGUGUCGCCCGCCAACUCGCCAGCGGUGCUGCUGCAGCCGCGCUGGAAGCGAGUGGUGGGCUGGUCGGGUCCCGUGCCCCGACCCCGCCACGGCCACCGAGCCGUGGCCAUCAAGGAGCUCAUCGUGGUGUUCGGCGGCGGCAACGAGGGGAUCGUGGACGAGCUGCACGUGUACAACACGGCGACCAACCAGUGGUUCAUCCCAGCCGUGAGGGGGGACAUCCCCCCGGGCUGUGCCGCCUACGGCUUUGUGUGCGACGGCACUCGCCUGCUGGUGUUCGGCGGCAUGGUGGAGUACGGGAAGUACAGCAACGACCUCUACGAGCUCCAGGCGAGUCGGUGGGAGUGGAAGAGACUGAAGGCAAAGACGCCCAAAAAUGGGCCGCCUCCGUGCCCUCGCCUCGGGCACAGCUUCUCCCUGGUGGGCAACAAAUGCUACCUGUUUGGGGGUCUGGCCAACGACAGCGAGGACCCCAAGAACAACAUUCCGAGGUACCUGAAUGACUUGUAUAUCCUGGAAUUGCGGCCUGGCUCUGGGGUGGUGGCCUGGGACAUCCCCAUCACGUACGGGGUCCUGCCGCCACCCCGGGAGUCCCACACUGCUGUGGUGUACACUGAGAAGGACAACAAGAAGUCCAAGCUGGUCAUCUACGGAGGCAUGAGCGGCUGUCGGCUGGGGGACCUGUGGACCUUGGACAUCGAGACUCUGACAUGGAACAAGCCCAGUCUCAGUGGGGUGGCGCCUCUCCCCCGCAGUCUCCACUCAGCCACGACGAUCGGAAACAAAAUGUACGUCUUUGGUGGCUGGGUGCCUCUCGUCAUGGAUGACGUCAAAGUGGCCACACAUGAGAAGGAGUGGAAGUGUACCAACACACUGGCUUGCCUCAACCUGGAUACCAUGGCCUGGGAAACCAUCCUGAUGGACACGCUGGAGGACAACAUCCCCCGGGCCCGCGCCGGCCACUGUGCUGUCGCCAUCAACACCCGCCUGUACAUCUGGAGUGGGCGUGAUGGCUACCGCAAGGCCUGGAACAACCAAGUCUGCUGCAAGGACCUCUGGUAUCUGGAGACAGAAAAGCCCCCACCCCCGGCCCGGGUGCAGCUGGUGCGUGCCAACACCAACUCCCUGGAGGUGAGCUGGGGGGCAGUGGCCACGGCCGACAGUUACCUUCUACAGCUCCAGAAAUAUGACAUUCCCGCCACGGCUGCUACUGCCACGUCCCCCACUCCCACCCCAGUCCCGUCUGUGCCUGCCAACCCUCCUAAGAGCCCCGCCCCAGCGGCUGCCGCACCUGCCGUGCAGCCCCUGACGCAGGUAGGCAUCACGCUCCUGCCCCAGGCGGCCGCCUCUGCCGCCGCCACCGCGGCGCCUCCCACUACCACCCCCAUACAGGUCUUGCCGUCAGUGCCUGGCAGCUCCAUUUCCGUGCCCGCUGCCGCCAGGACCCAAGGUGUCCCUGCCGUUCUCAAAGUGACUGGCCCUCAGGCCACAGCAGGAACCCCGUUGGUCACCAUGCGGCCUGCCAGUCAGGCUGGGAAAGCCCCCGUGACGGUGACCUCCCUCCCUGCAGGCGUGCGCAUGGUCGUGCCUACACAGAGCGCCCAGGGGACGGUGAUUGGCAGCAAUCCCCAGAUGAGUGGCAUGGCGGCCCUAGCUGCCGCGGCGGCGGCCACCCAAAAAAUCCCGCCCUCCUCGGCGCCCACAGUGCUGAGUGUCCCAGCCGGCACCACCAUCGUCAAAACUGUGGCCGUGACCCCGGGCACCACCACGCUCCCAGCCACAGUGAAGGUGGCCUCCUCGCCGGUCAUGGUGAGCAACCCUGCUACGCGCAUGCUCAAGACUGCAGCUGCCCAGGUGGGGACGUCUGUCUCUUCUGCUGCUAACACAUCCACACGCCCCAUCAUCACGGUGCACAAGUCAGGGACUGUGACGGUGGCCCAGCAAGCCCAGGUGGUGACCACGGUGGUGGGUGGUGUCACCAAGACCAUCACCCUGGUGAAGAGCCCCAUUUCUGUCCCGGGUGGCAGUGCCCUGAUUUCUAAUCUGGGCAAGGUGAUGUCCGUGGUCCAGACCAAACCAGUUCAGACCUCGGCUGUCACUGGCCAGGCGUCCACAGGCCCAGUGACCCAGAUCAUCCAGACCAAAGGGCCCCUUCCUGCUGGGACCAUCCUGAAACUGGUGACCUCUGCGGAUGGCAAGCCCACCACCAUCAUCACCACCACGCAGGCCAGUGGGGCUGGCACCAAGCCCACCAUUCUGGGCAUCAGCAGCGUGUCCCCCAGCACCACCAAGCCCGGCACAACCACCAUCAUCAAAACCAUCCCCAUGUCAGCCAUCAUCACGCAGGCUGGCGCCACUGGUGUGACGAGUAGUCCUGGCAUCAAGUCCCCCAUCACCAUCAUCACCACCAAGGUGAUGACUUCUGGGACUGGCGCACCUGCUAAAAUCAUCACAGCUGUCCCCAAGAUCGCCACUGGCCAUGGACAGCAAGGAGUGACCCAGGUGGUGCUCAAGGGGGCCCCGGGACAGCCCGGCACCAUCCUCCGCACCGUGCCCAUGGGGGGCGUCCGCCUGGUUACGCCCGUCACCGUCUCUGCUGUCAAGCCGGCUGUCACUACACUGGUUGUGAAGGGCACUACAGGUGUCACGACCCUUGGCACGGUAACAGGCACAGUGUCCACAAGUCUGGCUGGAGCUGGGGGCCACAGUACCAGUGCCUCCCUGGCCACCCCCAUCACGACCUUGGGCACCAUAGCCACCCUGUCCAGCCAGGUCAUCAACCCCGCUGCCAUCACCGUGUCUGCCGCACAGACCACACUGACAGCGGCCAGCGGGCUCACCACGCCCACCAUCACCAUGCAGCCCGUCUCCCAGCCCACGCAAGUGACUCUGAUCACCGCGCCCAGUGGGGUCGAAGCCCAGCCUGUGCAUGACCUCCCCGUGUCCAUCCUGGCCUCACCGACGACCGAGCAGCCCACGGCCACGGUCACUAUCGCCGACUCGGGCCAGGGAGAUGUGCAGCCUGGCACCGUAACGCUGGUGUGCUCCAAUCCGCCCUGCGAGACACACGAGACGGGCACCACCAACACCGCCACCACCACCGUUGUGGCAAACCUGGGGGGACACCCCCAGCCCCCCCAAGUGCAGUUCGUCUGUGAUAGACAGGAGGCAGCUGCCUCUCUGGUGACCUCAACAGUGAGCCAACAGAAUGGCAGCGUGGUGCGUGUCUGCUCCAACCCGCCCUGCGAGACCCAUGAGACGGGCACCACCCACACGGCCACCACCGCCACCUCCAACAUGGCUGGGCAACACGGCUGCUCCAACCCGCCCUGCGAGACCCACGAGACGGGCACCACCAGCACGGCCACCACCGCCAUGUCCAGCAUGGGUGCUGGGCAGCCGCCGGCCGGCCGGCAAACCUGUGAAGUCAGCCCUGCUUCCACGGUGGCCCGUGUCGGUCCAGCCGGUGGGGUGCCCCGAGCUGCCCAGGCUUCUGUCAAGCCUUUGUGCCAAACCCGCCAGACCAGCGCCACAAGCACCACCAUGACUGUGAUGGCACCUGGGGCCCAGCUGCUCGGGCCGACCCCGACCCUGGAAGCUGCUGGGCAGGUUCGGCCCGGUGGCCUGACGGCAGGCCUCAGCCAACUGGUGUCCACAGGAUGCCCCGUGGAGGUGCGCCGCACCCACGCCGCCAGCACCCCUAGCAGUGCCCGCGCCAGCCCCAUGCCUGCCUUCGGAGCCACGCCCGGCGCCGCAGUGACUGUCGCAGCCCUGGAGGCGCUACUGUUCCCUUCGGCCGCCGUAACUCAAGUCUGCUCCAACCCGCCGUGUGAGACCCACGAGACGGGCACCACCAACACUGCCACUACCUCGAAUGCAGGCAGCGCCCAGCGGGUCUGCUCCAACCCGCCCUGCGAGACCCACGAGACGGGCACCACCCACACGCCCACCACCGCCACCUCCAGUGGGGCAGGCCAGCCGGAGGGCGGGCAGCAGCCGGCCACCAGCCGUCCCUGUGAGACGCACCAGACCACUUCCACUGGCACCACCAUGUCGGUCAGCGUUGGCACCCUGCUCCCCGCUGACACCACCGCUGCCCACAGGACCCUGGAGUCCGGCUUGGAGGCGGCGGCCCCUGCCACCACCUCCCAGGGCAGCACCUCAUCGAUGCUGGUUUCUUUCCCCACUCAGCGGGUCUGCUCCAACCCCCCCUGUGAGACGCACGAGACGGGCACCACGCACACAGCCACCACUGUCACCUCCAACAUGAGCUCCAACCAAGAUCCUCCACCAGCAGCCAGCGAUCAGGGAGACUCCGAGAGCGCCCCGGGUGACAGCGUAAGCGUCACCAGCUCCGGUGCCAUCCCGGCAAGUGUGCCCUCCACACUGACAAGAGCUGUGACGACCGUGACACAGUCCACACCAGUCCCAGGCCCCUCUGUGCCGAAGAUCUCAUCAAUGCUUGAGGCUGCCCUGGGGGCUCUGAGUACUGAGGUCCCUAUUCUGGCCACAAUAACGGUGACCGGAGCCAACACAGAAACUUCUGACACACAUACCUUCUCUGCCGUUGACACCCCGCAGCCCCCGGAGGAGCUCCAGCCCUCACCAGGGCCUCGCCAGCCACUGCCCCCACGGCAACUCCUGCAGCCCACCGCCACGGCCCUGAUGGGGGACUCUGCCGAAGUCCUGUCAGCGCCCCCAGCCCCUGAGCUCCAGGCCGCUGUGGAUCUCAGCAGUGCAGGGGACCCAUCUUCAGGCCAGGAGCCCACCAGCUCUGCGGUGGUCGCCACUGUGGUGGUCCAGCCGCCCCCACCCACACAGUCCGAGGUGGAGCAGUUGUCUCUGCCCCAGGAGCUGAUGGCCGACGCGCAGGCAGGCACCACUACCCUCAUGGUGACGGGGCUCACUCCUGAGGAGCUGGCGGUCACCGCUGCCGCCGAAGCGGCUGCCCAGGCUGCAGCCACCGAGGAAGCUCAGGCCCUGGCCAUCCAGGCGGUGCUUCAGGCUGCGCAGCAAGCCGUCAUGGCAGGCACCGGGGAGCCCAUGGACACCUCCGAGGCGGCAGCGGCGGUGACGCAGGCCGAGCUGGGACACCUGGCGGCGGAGGGCCAGGAGGGCCAGGCCACCACCAUCCCCAUCGUGCUGACGCAGCAGGAGCUGGCGGCGUUGGUGCAGCAGCAGCAGCAGCUGCAGGAGGCCCAGGCCCAGCAGCACCACCACCUCCCCACCGAGGCCCUGGCCCCGGCCGACAGCCUGAACGACCCGGCCAUUGAGAGCAACUGCCUCAGUGAGCUGGCGGGGGCUGUCCCGAGCACCGUGGCCCUGCUGCCCCCCACAGCCACUGAGAGCCUGGCUCCGUCCAAUACGUUUGUGGCCCCCCAGCCGGUGGUGGUGGCCAGCCCGGCAAAGCUGCAGGCCGCAGCCACCCUGACUGAAGUGGCCAAUGGCAUUGAGUCCCUGGGUGUGAAGCCAGACUUGCCACCCCCACCCAGCAAGGCCCCGGUGAAGAAGGAGAACCAGUGGUUCGAUGUGGGCGUCAUCAAGGGCACCAACGUGAUGGUGACACACUAUUUCUUGCCUCCUGAUGAUGCUGUUCCCUCUGAAGAUGACUCGGGCGUGAUACCGGAUUACACCCAGCUGAAGAAGCAGGAGCUGCAGCCCGGCACUGCUUACAAGUUCCGCGUGGCCGGCAUCAAUGCCUGUGGCCGGGGGCCCUUCAGCGAGAUCUCUGCCUUCAAAACGUGUCUGCCCGGUUUCCCAGGGGCCCCUUGUGCCAUUAAAAUCAGCAAAAGCCCGGACGGUGCUCACCUCACCUGGGAGCCACCCUCUGUGACCUCAGGCAAGAUCAUCGAGUACUCGGUGUACCUGGCCAUCCAGAGCUCGCAGGCCGGCGGGGAGCCCAAAAGCUCCACUCCCACGCAGCUGGCCUUCAUGCGUGUGUACUGUGGGCCCAGCCCGUCCUGCCUCGUGCAAUCCUCCAGCCUCUCCAAUGCCCACAUUGACUACACCACCAAGCCCGCCAUCAUCUUCCGCAUUGCCGCUCGCAACGAGAAGGGCUACGGCCCCGCCACCCAAGUGAGGUGGCUGCAAGAAACCAGUAAAGAUAGCUCUGGCGCCAAGCCGGCCAGCAAGCGGCCCAUGUCCUCUCCGGAAAUGAAAUCUGCUCCAAAGAAGUCCAAGGCAGACGGUCAGUGAGCGACCGGCAGCUGCGGCCCCCAACUCGCCCUCAACCCCUUUCUGCUUCAGGAACACCACCCCACCCGCCCGGCGCUCACACCUCCCUUCAUGAGCCACUGGCUGCUAUUCAUCCUCCCUGUCUCGCUGUUUUUAAACUUCUCGGAAGAAAGCACAUCACCUCCUGUGGCUGCUGGGAGGAGGCGGCAGGUGCGCCGGGAAGAGCGGCGGCGGCAGGUGGUGAGGGCGGCGCUUCCCUACACCGCCCUGGCCGGGUGCCUUCCGCAGACCGGAGCAAGCAGACCUCGAGAAAGACGAGCAGGAAGUCCCAUGCAGAGACAGGACGAAAGAGGCAUUUCUAUUCAGCUGGGCGUCACCCUUGGCCUGACUGGAACCGCAGGCUGGGUGGGGUGGGCGCAGGAGCAAGGAGGGGGGCCUGUGCUGGGGCCCCUCUGCUCCUGGACUUCUCUGUUCCCUUGGCAUUUCUGGCUCACCCCCACCCCAGCUCUGCCCGUGCUCCCCUUUCUCAGAGGCCUUCGUACUACACCCCUCUCCCCAUCCCUCUUUCCCAUUUCAGUACGUGAGAAGAAAGGAAAGGAAGGGGGAGGGAGGAGCCCCACGGUGGCCUGAGCAGUGUUCUGUGAACCCCCUGACGCCCGACGGGCCGAGAGCAGCCCCUAGUUGGGGCCGGGGGGCAAAGCGCCAACUGCUGCAAUUGUAUUUUUUUAAGUUGAAACUGAUGGAGUUACCAUUUUUAUUGUAAUUUUAGCCUUAGUGUGUGGGGUUUUGUCCCUUUUCUGUUGUUAGUUGUGUACAGACUGUGUAUCUUUUUUUUUUUUUUUUUUCCCCUUGGCUAAGCCUUGGCAGGGAUCUUUCUGGAGGUGGCCAGAGCAGGAGAGGUGUGUGGCCUGCUGUUACCUCGGGCCCUGGGCCCGCCGACCCCCCCCCCCCCCCCCCGCCUCCAAGGCGGAAGGUAGUGAGCCCUGGGAACCUCGCUUGGGGGUCUGGGGAAGCCACAGCAGGAAGGUGGCGGGCCAGGCUGCGCAUACUCCUUGCUGGACCCAAGGGAGUCAGGUUGUCAAAACACCCAGCUGGGCUGUGCAGUUGACAUAAAGAUGUGGGGUGACGCUGGGUGGGGGGUUACAGAGAGGGCCUUGCAGUUUCUGGGCGCAGCACAGGAGGGCCGCCUGGGGCUCCACCACCCCCCCCCCCCACACACACACACACACACACACACACUUGCAGUCCCACCCGCCCCCUUCUGCCCCAGGACUCAGCUGUGGCCGCACUCCCCUGGCCUCCGCUAGCUCGCCCCAGUCUGCCCCGUGGGCCUCUGGUCUGUUGUAUUAUAGUAGAUUUCGCUGUGGAAGAUGUCACGUUUAGUCACCUUGGAGCCCACUCGCCUGGUCCCGUCGUCUCCCGUUCCUCUCCUGAGCGCCCUUCGAGUUCUCGUUUCGGAGAAGAGUCCGCCUGUUCAUCUACCGUAGACUAACCCCGUGACUCAAUAUUACCAUAGUGCGAUGUCGUUUUGUGCUAUUUUGAACAAUUAAAAAGGACUUUUUUGGAAA
This is a messenger RNA of Erinaceus europaeus (western European hedgehog), 8280 nucleotides long. It is a transcript of the gene HCFC1, whose product is annotated as host cell factor C1. Gene Ontology annotation, biological process: regulation of DNA-templated transcription; chromatin remodeling. Gene Ontology annotation, cellular component: histone methyltransferase complex. NCBI's taxonomy places the organism in Eukaryota, Metazoa, Chordata, Mammalia, Eulipotyphla, Erinaceidae. Bases 527 to 6733 code for a protein of 2068 amino acids. The record is from RefSeq and is a predicted model, not a curated record. The transcript has 26 exons. Gene Ontology annotation, molecular function: protein binding; transcription coactivator activity.